CGAAUCAUUAUAUACUCUCGCAACAGCAGCCUUCUCCCACAAUGACAUCCGUCACGAUCACCACCCCAGCAACAGCAACCUCAACGACCUGCGGCGGCGCAGGGCAGUACGAACUCCCAGUCAAAGAUGCUGCCUGCGGCGUCCCAAAUAUCAAAAACUACCAGUCCCUCUUUGAUAACUGCACGAAGCCAGCUGGUUCCCGACCAUACUACCACGACUGUGCCCUGUGGGGCCUGGCCGUCGACCAGUCUGUCCAGGACCUCACCGACUGCCUUUACGAAGCUGGUGUCGCUUGGGAAGAUGUCUGGUGCCAUGGCGAUACCAACAAAACCGCUACGGCGACGUCUUAUCCUACUCCGACUGCUACGAGUACAUCUACUUCAACUGGGAAAGAGAGCGGCGCAUCUUCAACCUCGUCCUCGACAACCGAGACAAAUAUGGCUCUCUCAUCACAAGGCCAGAUUCCGACUAAGGUUGCCUUGGGACUACUGGGACUUUUCUUGACCGGUGUUUUUGUUUGAGUGUAAGGGAUGGAUGGGUGGAGAUGGGAAAGUGGUGCACUUGGUUGGAAGCAGAAGUAAAUUAUUGGCUAUGAUUCCUUUUUUUUUCUUUCUUGUAUAUUAGCCCAUUUUAAUAUUAAUAUGUUUGAUUAUCCU
Molecule: messenger RNA, 656 nt
Organism: Aspergillus glaucus CBS 516.65
Lineage: Eukaryota; Fungi; Ascomycota; Eurotiomycetes; Eurotiales; Aspergillaceae
Exons: 1
Coding region: 42-521 (159 amino acids)
Source: RefSeq, a predicted model, not a curated record